AUGUCGACAGGUUCUACACUUGUUCUUAUUCAGUCAGCUAUUACUCGUUAUGUACUUCCCGUAAUUCUUGCUUUUGGUAAUGUGGGAAAUUUGUGCAUAGCUGUAAUUUAUCUACACAAAAAGUUUCGAGCAAAUCCUUGUGGAAUCUAUCUGAUAGCUUCGUCGUUUUUUUGUUUAAUGGGUGCCAACUGGAGUAUAGUUCCAAUUCUGGUGGCACUCAAUAAUUACGAUCUGACAAACAAUUCCUUAGUAUUUUGUCGUAUUCGUGGCUUUCUUCUUCAGACAUGCGCCCAGUGCUUUCGUUUUAUACUUGUACUAAGAUGUGCUGAUCGUUAUGCUGUAUCUAGUGCCAACGUCUCUAUUCGAGCUUGGAGUCGACCACGAAUUGCAUAUCGUGGGAUUGCUGUUAUGGUAGUCGUUUGGAGUGUACUUUCCGGUCAACUUCUCAUUUGGGAAAGUAUCGAGGGUGGACGAUGUGGUGUGUAUGGAGUCUUCGGACAAGUAUUCGUCAUUUAUGGCACAAUUGCUGGUAGCUUGUUACCUCUUCUUCUAAUGAUUGUCCUGGGUAUUCUGCUUACGAAUAAUCUACGUAAACUACGCACACGGGUUCAACCACUUGGCACCAAUAACAACAACAACAACAACAACAACAACAAUAAUAAUAAUAAUAAUAAUAAUCGUUUGAAUAAACGAGAUAGUUCAUUAGUUAGACUUGUACUGGUAGAAGUAUUAGUCUACGUUGUCUGCACGUUCCCAUUUCCAAUCAUGCAAAUUUAUAAUCAAGCGACUGCAAGCAUGGCAGCGAGUAAAUCUACUGAACGAAAACAAAUCGAGGCAUUUCUUAAUUUCAUUACGAUGUCGUUUCUGGCGUAUUUGAUGUAUAGCACGACAUUCUAUAUUUACAUUACCACAUCCAAAGCAUUUCGAAACGAAGUCAAACAAUUAGUAUUGAUGCAUUUUCGAAAGUUACAAGGAAAUGCACGAAGUCAUGAAGAGAGGUUGGCCACUGUGGCUGGAGCGUCAAGAGGACAACAACCACAAGCCACUACAGCUGUCUAA
Messenger RNA from Adineta ricciae, 1059 nucleotides. The record is from the annotation of a GenBank genome assembly. NCBI's taxonomy places the organism in Eukaryota, Metazoa, Rotifera, Eurotatoria, Adinetida, Adinetidae.